Chiloscyllium plagiosum (whitespotted bambooshark) is the source of this 1624-nucleotide messenger RNA. The record is from RefSeq and is a predicted model, not a curated record. NCBI's taxonomy places the organism in Eukaryota, Metazoa, Chordata, Chondrichthyes, Orectolobiformes, Hemiscylliidae.
UUUAUUUUCUGCGCAGAUGGAAUGAGUGAGCGGGACUGUCAGCUGCUUUGUGUGUGUGAGAGAGGGAGAGAGAACCCCGGACACUGUUACCUCGCUCUGCACAAAUCAGAAGGAAGCGGAAUAGAAAUCAGAAGUUUAUUUAUUCCUGCGCUAGCUGUUUACUUCAUUCGGGUCCGGGUUAAUUUCACCACAGAAGCUGGGGAUGAGAUGCAGUGGAGUUGGUGAGGAGCUGGGAGAUUGCAGAUUCAUUGGGAACGGAAUCCUUUAUUCAACAUCAGCAGACGCUGAGAAUCCCAGGAAGAGAGAGAGGUUUUCACACCGAGGGACCUGUUGGAUCUGCAGCCGGGGCUGAACCAUGUCAGAGAUGGUGCUGUCAGCGCUGCUGCUGCUAAUGUCUUACCUCGGAACCCAGUCAGCACCAGCCCCCAGUGAGGAGACAGUCCUGGGCAUUGAAUGGUUGACUAAGUUUGGCUACCUGGCUCCACUGGGUCCUGCUACUGAUCAACGUCAAACCCAAGAAGCAUUAACUAAGGCCAUUAAAGCCAUGCAGAGGUUUGGAGGCCUGGAAAUUAAUGGACUAUUAGAUCAAGCCACUGUGACACUAAUGAAGACACCUCGUUGCUCACUGCCUGAUAUUGUGGAACCAGAAAGUAUCAGGAGGAAAAGAUCUCUUCAACUCGGGACUAAAUGGAAGAAAAGAAAUAUAUCCUGGAGAGUCCGAACAUUUCCAACGGACAGCCGGUUGGGACAUGACACCAUUCGUGCUCUGAUGUAUUAUGCUCUGAAGGUCUGGAGUGACAUUGCACCACUCAAUUUCCAUGAGGUGGCGGGAGACAACGCAGACAUUCUGAUCGACUUCACAAAGUCACAACACAAUGACCAGUACCCCUUCGAUGGACCAGGGGGUGCCGUGGCUCACGCAUUCCUCCCCGGUGACGAACCAAUUGCAGGAGAUGUGCAUUUCGAUAACGAUGAGGCUUGGACCUUCCGGUCGUCAGAUCCCCAGGAGAUGGACCUGUUUGCAGUCGCUGUCCAUGAAUUUGGUCACGCCAUUGGACUGUCCCAUUCUUCAGUCAACGAAUCCAUCAUGAGACCUUAUUACCAGGGGCCUGUGGGUGAUCCCCUCCAAUACCAUCUUCCUUACGAUGACCGGCUCCGGAUCUGGCAAAUUUAUGGUGUCAGGGAGCUGCUGUUCCCCACCAGCCAAGUUCCACUGGAUAAUUCAUCCUGGAACCCAGUGUUGCCAAUUCCUGCAGACUCAUGGCCGACUGCUCCGUCUCGACCGGAUGUUCCUGACAGAUGUAACACUAACUUUGAUGCUGUGGCUCAGAUCAGGGGAGAAGCUUUCUUCUUUAAAGGGAGGUAUUUCUGGCGGCUGACCCGUAACAGACAUUUGGUCUCCUUGCAACCAGCAGAGAUCCAGCGGUUUUGGCGGGGGUUACCCAGCAACAUGGAAGGUGUGGACUCUGUCUAUGAGAGAACUGGAGACCAUAAAAUAGUAUUCUUCAAAGGUAAGAAAUUAACUUCUUCAGCUGGGGCUCAUAUCAAUGGGAAGAAAUUGCAACAAAUUGAACAAAUGAACAAAUUGAAGCAGGGAGGCGAUGCCCUAUCACUGGACUGUUGA